Molecule: messenger RNA, 9141 nt
Organism: Xyrichtys novacula (pearly razorfish)
Lineage: Eukaryota; Metazoa; Chordata; Actinopteri; Labriformes; Labridae
Source: the annotation of a GenBank genome assembly
GAGAUCCGUAGACCCGACUCACUGCGCGGUCACAUCCCGCCCCGACUUCCCCUCUGCCAGCGGCCUGCUGCUUUGAGAUGAGGAGAAGAUGUCGGUGUCGGGGCUGAAGGCCGAAUUGAAGUUUUUGGAGUCAAUUUUCGACCCAAACCACGAACGAUUUAGAAUAAUUGACUGGAAACCCGAUGAACUCAGUUGCCAAUUCAACGUAACAGGAGAGAAGCUGCUGAUCAUUCACUGCAACAUCACGGUGAGUCCAGGCCAGCUCUGCGCACGAGCUAACGCAGCCACUGACUAUCAACUGAAACCCAAUCAUUCCGGAGGAAGCUUCUUGUUUACCAGUUAGAUACCGAAAAGUACCCUCUCCCGUUACGUUUAGACAUUGGCCACAGAUAUAGAAGUGAUUUGGCAAAUUCUUGAAAACAAUACAGGACUGGUAAUGAAUUCACUUUUUUAAAAAGUAUUAGAGAAAACGUCAGUCGGUAACGACGCUGCGGUAGCUUUGCUAGCCCCAAAGUAUCGUUGACGCUAGCUUGUCUUGAUAGCCAAAAUAACUGCGUUACUGCCUCUAGUACCUCGGUUGAUAACUUUAUAACUACUGAACACAUGUAUCUCGUUUAAUCUCAGCGUUAUUGAAACUACAGGCGGGGGUAAUGCAGCUUUUUACACUAUUUCGACAUUUAUUUGAGAAGGCAUAGCGGUGGUUGUCAGUUUCACUUCUUUAACGUUAAAUAGGCGGUUUACUGGAAUGUUGUUUCACAGUGUUUUCCAUUUCAGAAAAUAGACCGGUCCCUCUGACGAAGUUAACUGGCGUAUAUUACAGCUCUGACAUUAUUGCCUCAAAAUACACAUAAAGAGAUAUAAUGUUGAUCUGAGAGAGUCAGGGUUGCCGUUUUUUAAUAAACUAUUUAAUAUUCGCAGCAAAGAAAUAUUGGUGUAUAUUUUUCUACCGGUUGCUAACGUUAGACUGGCGUUGCGUUAAAGCAUUAUGUCUCCAUUUCACUGAUGUAAUAUUCUUAGAAGUUUUCAUUAAAGAUUGAAAAAUACAUAAUGCAAUCCACAACUGAAACAAUUUGGCCAUAGUGGUGGUAGGCUACUUGUCGUUCACACGCAUUCACCUGAAACAACACCUGACCACAUCCUCUUCUCUGAUCCAUCAACAUGUUGUGAUGGUCUUUUACGGGGCACCAACAGGCUUGUUGAAAUAUAGACCCUUAGAUUAAAUGUGUUUACUAUAGUUACGCCAAGUCUGAUCAGUAGGCUUAUGUCUGGUCUUCAGAGCUUUACUUGCUGGACCCACCUGAUUCCGCCGAAUAGGAACAGGAACAGCAAGUCUGGCAUUGCUAGACCAGUAAAUAUAAGCAGGGGAAUUGGUACGCAAUGCCAGGCUGAGAAACAGCUGGUAGGCUGCAAAUACAAAUAUGCAAGAUUUGUAAUACCUGGCUUCCUGUUUGGACUGAUUUUGAAUGUAGCUUUAUCAGAGUUGCACAGAGGUAUGCUGAUAGCUAAUAUGGUAGAUGUUAGUCCUAAAGCAAAAGCCUUACAUACAGUUAUUAAAGGUUACACAUGUGUCCUCAGAUUUUAUUAGCAACAAUUACACUGACAUAAGGAGGCAUGAAACAGAUCCAGAUAUGUAUCCUUAUUUAUCUAUUGAUAUGGGCCCUAUUUUCCUGAAGUUGUACACUAUUCAGAAUCAGAAUUAGCUUCAUUGGCCAAGUAUGUGUACACAGACAAGGAAUUUGACUGCAGUAAACUCUGCCCUCUAUGUAUAAACAUUAAACAUGAAAUGUUACAAAAAUUAAAAACGAACUAGACGUUUAACUUAUAAAUACAAGACAGUGGUGCAAUAGUGCAAUAAGGAAGAGUGCAGUGGAGUAAAGAGUGAUUGUGAAAAAAUAUAUAUAAACAUGUCAUUAUAUUACAGGUGGGUUAUGUACAUGAACAGUAUAAAGAUUAGAAAUAAAUGUUAAAUACAGUAUGCGCAGAGGUAUAUGUCAAAGAGGGGAAUGAAUAUAGAUAAACUAAAUAACAGUUAUGGAAAUCACAGUCUAGUGGUCUUUCCGUGGCUCUGUGAACAUUAGGAGUUCAUCAGAGCAAUAGCCCGGGGGAAGAAACUGUCUUUGUGUUGGCUGGUUUUGGCGUACAGUGUAACGUCUACCUGAGGGGAGGAGUUGAAAUAGUUUGCGUCCUGGAUGUGAGGGGUCUGCAGUGAUGUUACCAGCCUGUAUUUCCAAUGAUUCACAAACUGUAUGCUUGGCUAUAGAGCUAAGAUGUAGUCUGAAGUCAUUAAAAGUUUUGGAUUAAAAUGAAGUGUUUUAGAUUAAUUUAAAUUCUUUGGUAUCAUUUUGGUUCCAUAAAAACAACAAUAUCUUUUCAAAAGUAACAUGUAAAAUAAGUAAUGAGUAAAUCUAUGAAAACAUGAGCAUAGGUGGCUAAAUUUCCACGUUUUGCCAUUAACUCUGUUGCAGGAAUCAUAUCCCUCAACGCCUCCAAUAUGGUUUGUUGACUCUGAUGAUCCCAGUCUGGCUGAAGUGUUGGAGCGUUUAGAGGAUGUGAGGAAAGGCAGCACAUUGGUAAGUCUGUGACGAGGCUGGCUCAAAAUAUAAUGAGCUAGUUUUGGUUUGAAAAUUGACAUUUUUCUCUUGUUGACACCACGUGCAGCUCCUUCAGCAGCUGAAGCGCCUCAUUUGUGAUCUGUGUCGACUUUACAACCUGCCACAACAUCCAGAUGUAGAAAUGCUCGACCAGCCCCUGCCUGCUGGGCCAAUCACCCAAGAGAGAAAGGUACUCACCCAAAACAAAGAAGAAAUACUAUAAUGUUUUGUUGCACUUGAUGUUUGUCAACUCACAUUGAUUUCUUAACACUACAGCAUGGCCUGUCAGAUGAGGUGACAUCAGAGGAAGAAGAGGAGGAAGAAAUGGGGGAGGUGACUAUGUUUAUUAAUUACAUUUUACAAGAGUCAUAUCGUUAAGAGCCAAAUAGUUUCUUUUGUUUUGCACCUUGUUCUGAAUUGAUUUCUCCACUGGCAGCAGGACAUUGAUCUGGACCAAGACCUGGACCAUUAUGACAUGAAAGAAGAGGAGCCAGCAGAAGGAAAAAAGUCCGAAGAUGACGGGAUUGAAAAAGAAAAUCUGGCCAUCUUGGAGAAGAUCCGCAAAAACCAGAGACAGGAUCACUUGAAUGUAAGUGAAGUGCAGGAUUUUUGGAUGGAGCUUUUUUUUUCCUCCUUUAAUUUUCUUGGAUCCCUCUAUCAUAUUUUAAAUCUUUAUUUAAUAUCUGCACUUUUGAUUCCAAGUUAUUUUAAAUACUUCUUUAAAAUCAGAAACAUCUGACAUUUGUUAAAGGCAUACAACGUACAAAAUGUCUGUAUAUGUUCACCUUUUCUCAAAUACUUUCAGGCAUUAAUCAAUUUCUGUCUUCUGUCCUCACAUUUUACCAACCAUUUAUUUCAAUCAGGUGCUGCAAUUUGAGAGUUUCACAACUCAAACAAACUUUGCUAUGUCUGGGAAUAAACUUUUUGCUUUCUUUCUUUGAAAAAUAUGGAUUUGUAAGACAGUAGGCUGCUUUGAUGAACUGUAGCAUGCAGACUCAUUGUUCCUUUGACUGCUGACACAGUAUAGCUCCUGUCAAGCACAGAAUUUGAUUAACUGUUGGCUUGGUGUUCUAUGUAAAUGUGCAACUCACCCGAUGCAUCCCUCAGCCACAGUCAAUAGCCAACUGUUCCCCACAGUUAGUAGUUGAUAGUUGAAAUCUUACAACAUUUAACUUCUUACUACUGUGUGGAAGAGAGUGUAAAGAGACAUAAACCAAACAUUCACCUCAAGAUCUCUUGUUACACUCACAUCGAGCUUCCCCCUGCAGCUGUCUGUUAUUGUCAAAUACAUUUAGGUAAUGUACCAUCUGUGUGUUUCACCUUUGUGAUUUAUAUUGCAGGGUGCAGUGUCAGGCUCUGUGCAAGCCUCCGACCGCCUAAUGAAGGAACUCAGGGAGAUCUACAGAUCACAGAGUUACAAGACAGGUAACUACUCUGAUUCACAGUGGUGAUAUUGUCUUUUCAAUCUUAUCUGAAGACUUCAGAAGGAGACCUUUGUGUUUCUCUUACUUUACAGGUAUUUAUUCAGUCGAACUAGUCAGUGACAGCCUUUAUGAAUGGCAUGUCAAGUUAAGGACGUAAGUUUUCAUUUUAUUUUCCUUUUCAAUUUUCAAAUAUUUUCUGAGGUAGUAAUUAAAGCUUUGAUACUGAUUUGACUUGUUUAUUCAUUCCAGGGUAGACCCAGAUAGUCCGUUACAUAGCGACUUGCAGGUCUUAAAAGAAAAAGAAGGAGUGGACUACAUUCUGCUCAACUUUUCUUAUAAAGUAAGUGCUGUCAUGGUAUUUAAAAAAAAAAACUAUCACAAGUGUGAAAAAAAUUUUCUUGAGACUUUUUUUCUUUUUCAUGUUGCAGGAUAAUUUUCCUUUUGACCCACCAUUUGUACGGGUUGUGUCACCUGUGCUCUCCGGAGGGUGAGUGUGUAAUGAUCUCCUUCUGCCUCUUUGGUAUUUGAAAAGAAAGAUUUAACCCUCUUGGAUUUGGAUUUUAUUUAUUGCACACAGUGUUGGAUUUGAAACUUCUUAAAGGAGUACAGCUGAGUAUCACUUUCCUUAAUUGUGGAAGAAAUAAAAAAAAGACAAGUUUGAAUUGACUAAUGGCUCACAUUUCAAAACCUCAAUAUUUCUUGCAGCUGUUUCAGUUGUACAAACGUUUUCAUAUAAAAAUACCAAUCCCUAAUACUGACCUGGGUUUUUGUUUUGUUUUUCAGUUAUGUUCUAGGAGGAGGGGCCUUGUGCAUGGAGCUUCUCACAAAACAGGCAUGUAAAGAGUAUAAUCAAUUCUGUGGCAUAAUUUGCCCUCAUUAGCAACAAACCAUAACAUUAUUAUGUGUCUUUUGUGUAUCUGCUUUCAGGGCUGGAGCAGUGCCUAUUCCAUAGAAUCUGUUAUUAUGCAGAUAAAUGCAACUCUGGUGAAAGGGAAAGCCAGGGUGCAGUUUGGAGCCAAUAAGGUAUGAAAUAUCACGAGUCAGCUCUCUGCAUGUCAUUAAACCGUGUCUUUAGGCGAGAGGUGUUUAUAGUUAGGCCACUGACCUUACUCAGAGAUGAGGUGAAAAGUCCGUACUCAAAGGCAGGUAUGAGGUGCAGUUAAUCUGUUCAGAAGGAUGACCAGGCACACGUGGGGACUGUUUCUCAUCAUAUGAGAAAAAAAAGGAUGUAUCACAAAAUGGAAGGUGAGGUAUUAUACUGAUUAAAGGAGCAUUACAUUAGAGGCAUACUGAAGCCCUUAGCCGUCUUAUUUUUGCAGUCGUCACACUGUGUUUCAUUUAAUAGGUUUAAAGUUAUAAAAUCCUGACCCUCUGACAUCAUUUAAUCAUGUCUUCUCGUUUUGAAGUUUAGCCGUUAAAGGGAUAUUCCGGCGUAAAAUUAAUUUAGGGUAAAACCUGUAACACAGAGUUAGACACCCCCUCGAGAGAUGAAUGUUGCCGACUGCUUGCUUCUCUAGUUAUACCAACUUCAGUAACGACCACAUGAUAGCAGUACACAGCGGUCUAUGGUACCAUAAACAAACCUCAACCAAAACGCCACUCUAUAGCCACAAAUAAUGCUCAGAACAGCACCUAACUUUAUCCUAGCCACCAAACAUCUUGUUAACUUUGCCUAAUUUCUUUAGCAAAGAGACUAAACACAACUCACCUACUCUCUUCCAGCGGCCGCUUGUUUGUAGUGAGACCUCGGGCCAGUCCAUUACGGACUUUAGCGGGGUGACGCAGCUCAAGGAAGAACAUUUAUGAUCAUUACUUUAUCAUUUCCUUGAAGUAAUAAUCACCAUAUUAAUCAUUUUGCACUGCAGAUGCAGUAGUUCUUCUGCCGUAGUGUCUCGGUCUGAUUGCUUUUCCAUGAAGAAAUAUCCAUCUCUUGAGGGGGGGGUCUAACUGUGUUACGGUGUAUUUGACCCUAAAUUAAUUUUACCCUGGAAUAUCCCUUUGAAAGUUAGAGAGUGGACACAUUCAUUAGCCCUUUUUCAUAUUGUGAGUAUGCAACAACACCAUUAUGACCCCUUUGUACUUUCAUAUUGAUCCUGCUAUUGAAAGGGAACACAGGAAAGAGAAUACGAAUGAGGAAUUACAUUAAAGGAUCUGAUGAAACAUUACAUCAUGACUACUCCAGCACUUAUUUGAUGUCAUGAUCAGCCUCCUGAAACCCUUCCAUGCCCCCCGUCCAACAGGAAAACUUUAAAAAGGGUUAAAGACUGAACUGAUCAGGAAUCAGAUGAAUGCUCAAAUGGCUUGCUAACACUAAUGACCUACUGUUUCUCUUGAAAUCCUUCUCACUGUCUUUUGUGCUGUCAUUUGAUGUGAAAGCAGAAUAAUAAAAGUUUCUGUGUGUUUUCUGUGAAGCUUCAGCUGCAUUUACCACCGGCAAUAUCCACACAGAAUAUCCACACAAAAAUUUCCUGGCUCCUGAUGAACGUGGACUGUUGUCGUCUAUGCUGUGUCAUUCUACACAUCUAACAAAGCAUAAUUUGUUUUUCAGAACCAGUACAAUCUUGCCAGAGCACAACAGUCGUACAAAUCCCUUGUGCAGAUUCAUGAAAAGAAUGGUAAGUAAAUAUUUCUGGAUUGUUAGAGCUUCGUGGCCGAUCAGCAGUUUGAAUCCUGUGGCUGUGAGGUUUGUCUUUGUGUCUCUACAGGCUGGUACACACCACCCAAAGAGGAUGGAUAAACAGAGCUACUACCACUAUGCACUGAGAACAUGUCUUUGGGUCAAAGUAUCUUGUUUUCUUUGGAAUAUUUCCCCCCCUCUGACUUAUCUGGGGAUAUAUCAUCUUUCACGCGGAAACCAUCUCGUUGGCUCAUCUGACAGGUAUUCCUUCGCCCCCCCUUGCUCCGGGAAAAGACGUUAUAUUCUGGUAUCACUCGGCUUCUCCCCUCAGUGUUUCAGUGAGGAGGAUGACGUGGGGAAUCACUAGUCCUGUUUUCUAAACAUGCUCAUUUGUCUUUUAAAAACAAAAAAACUUUUCUCCCUUUUAAAGGAGGGGAAAUGCUUUUUUUCUUUUAGCUGCUUUGACAAAGUGGGCUUUGAGCUGUCAGUUAUCCCUCUUUAAAUGGAACUUUUAAAAAGAAGAUUGAUAUUGAAGCUCUUUGAGAGGCACAUUGCUGCACCUGUUUUUAUUAUUAACAAUAACCUUUACUUCCCCCUGUUUUAUUUUGACAUUUUGAAACUAACUGGUACAUAAAGGAAAGUAUUGUUUUAGAAAUUUUGGCUUUUUUCUUUUUGGUUUGAAAUUCCUGCCUCCUUAGACAAUAAAUGAACUGAUUUUCACUUCCUUGAAGCUUCUCUUUAAACCUAAGGUGAGCUGCUGCCACUCUAUCUUUGAGCCCUUACUAUUUAAGAGGUAUUAAGUGUUUAGGGCCAAGCAGAAUCCGUAUGCUGCAUUUUGUGGUGGAGUUUAAUCUUAAAAUAGGGCCAAAGGACAUGAAGUAAAAGGAUCUGUAGAUACUUGUUCUCCAGAGGAUAACAUGAUGAAUGAUGUGGCAUCCUUGAAGAAGCUCAAAUCGACCCGAUAACAAAGCUCUUUUUGCCUUAUUUCUGUUGACACAUCAGCCCAGAAGGUGCUCAGUUUGGCUCAGUCUCUGAGUUGGCGAUAGCUGCAGAGCGUGAUGGCAGGUCGGAUGCUAUAAACAGCCUCACGUUUUCAAAAAAGACCUACAUGUGGUGUCCUACAGGAGCCUUGACUUCUCUUUAACAGAACAUAACAGGGUUUGAUUUCAGUGACUUUAAGCAGGACUGUGCUGCGAUGGAAUCAAGAGUGAUAGGGUGUGAUUUAUAGUCUUCAUCAGUCUGCACAAUUUUGCUAAAGAAUACAUUGAGUCCAGUCUAGAUUUGAGACUCUUACCACGGUAAAUGCCGUCACACAGAGCUUGACUACCCCCCCUUUUCUUCACCUCUAGUUCUCUCUAUCAGCGACUAAACACAUCACUCACAGGGCUUCCUUUGCUGCAACAGUGCUCUUCAGAUGUGUUUCAGAUUGUUGCAAAAAAGGAUUAAACUAAACUGAAAUACACUUUUAUUUGGACGUUGGAUCACGCAAUAUAGUGUAGUAUGCCAUCAGUACUGCUGGUCCCCAUGCUACAGGACACACACUGUAUAAUUAAUCAAUCUGUUGGCUCUUUUGCAGUUUGCCUGUUAACACUGUCUGCAAAAGUAUGUUUGAAUGGCUACUCAGGUAACAAUUCUUUAAAGGGGGGGAUCUGAACAUACACUUUCUGUGUUUCGGUUGUUUUCUUAAAGAAAUCAACGCUGAUCUGAUGUCAAAAAAACAAAGAGCUUUAUAGUAUUGGCCACAUGAUUAAUCUAAUUCAAGCAGUACAAGAGGCGGGACAAAAAGAUGCCAUUUGAAUCAGUCUGCAGUAGCAUGAUGACCAUUUAAGAUAUCAGCUCAUCUGUACAAACUGCUGUCAUUUCUAGGCUUUUAGUGAAAAAGUUUUCAGUGUGUAAUCUUAAACUAUUUCUGAUAAACAACUUUUGCACAACUGGCAAUAAUGUGCCUGGGAAGGUCAUAUCUAACAUGUUCUUAGCAAAAUAAUGUAAUCAGGAGAAAUGUUUUAUUUUCCUCAGCACACUGCUUCACUUCCUGUUGUUGUUACAUGUCUGUUACAGUCGAGGGGGGUGGAGUUGUCAGGUUGUGUUCACUUUUAAAUGAACCCGUGUUUGACCGCACAGAGAAGAUGGACCACAUGCUUUUGUUUUUUCUUUUAAGUUUUAAGAAUCAGCUCCCUCUGCUACACAGUCUCUGUUUGCUCGUGUGAUUCCUUCCCUUCAAAAAAAGCCAAAACUCUGCUCUGAGGGGAUGCUAAAAGAUGAUUCAAUUUUAAGGUGAUGCCGUGAUGAACAGACUUGCACGCUUCUUGUUCUGGACUGUGAGUUAAAAGGUUCAUUUAUCUCAACUGUUGAUUCAUUUUCUGGCACCAGCAAACUGAAGAUCAGGUCUGGCGCUGUUGGCUCGUAUUGGUUUUUGUUUUAUUUUUCAUUUUCCAUUUGAAAAAAUUUUGACCAUGUACAGUAAUUUGUAAACUUGCAUCAAGUUUAUGAAUAAAGAAUUUUAAGAUUA